AAAGGAUUUUCAUUUUUCAGAAUUGCUGCGGUCUGCGGAGCUCUUUUAGUCGAAAUUCGGCCCAUUAGUCAAUCAAAACUAAAUCAUUUUGCUAUUAACACAACAAAUAUAAUGUGCCGGUUAAUGUCUUAAAUGUGAUAAACACGGAGUCAAGAAAUGAGUGUUUUGCAAGAAAUGGUGUAUCAUGCUCACUGUGAAUCAUGCAUUAAGAUAUCCAAAUGCACCAAGAAAACUAUUGAAGGUGAAUCCUGUGCAAUUAUAUGUUGCCAAAGAAAAUGUGGGGCCAGUUUUCACAGUUGUAAAGAAAGUGAGCACAUUCUACUCUGCCCUAAUGUUCAAGAACCCUGUAUCAAUGUGAAUUAUGGAUGUCCCCAUGUUCUCUUGAGAAAACAUCGUGGGAGACAUCUUGAAUCAUGUCCAGCUAGCUGCUUGCCAUGCAAUGCAGAGUGGAAUCGUUGGCCACUGUGCACCAAGGAAAGGCAAAUCCACAUUCCGUUUGUUCAGAUCAAUCCCCAACUCCGAGAAGAGCAGUUAGAUGUGGCCUUGGCACUUCGUGAUCAACGCAUUUUGAACGUAUGGAUGAAUCUUCCUAGAAAAAUUCAGAAACUUAUGCGAUGUAACCUCACACCAAGACAUCCUGCAAUUCCCCUAGUUUUGAGUUUGUGGGAGCCAUCUAUAAAAAAGAAACUCAAAUCCAUUUCCUCUGAGGAUGGUUUGUCCAAUGUGAGCACUCCAAGGCAGUCUGCUGAAAGAAGUGAUAACAGCAUUUUGAGCGUUUCAAGCGCCAUUUCCACCGACGACGAAUCUCCUUGGGGUCGACGCAAAAAACCACCAGGAUUACUUCAAAGCGUUUGCGCCCAGCUUUUCAACAAAAGUACUGGACACAAACAAAAAACAGCUUCGGUCUCUAAUCAAGAUGAUUAUCCAUACUCAAAAAAUGAAGUAGUUGAAGAAGACACACUUAGUGAUAUAAGUAACGGACUGGAUGAUAGUAGUAUUAAUGAGCUCGUCGACGCAGCAUUUGCAGAUUCUGGAAACUCGGGACUUUUACCAGCAAACCCCCCAGAAUUACCAUUGCUUACGACUCUUGGCCUUGACUUGUCGAUUGAGUGCAUACCGCGCUACCAGAACAAACCCAAGUCGAUGUAUACGUUUAUCUGCGCUCAAGACUUCCGCCGAGAUGAAUUCGCCUGGCAUUAUCGCAAUUGGCAUAGCGAAAUACAUGGUGGUCUAGACGGAUGGAUGGAGCAAAGGUGCCCCCUAGCCAGAUACGGAUGCUCGUUUGCCCGACGACGUAUGUUUCCAGUUAACCCAGACCAUCGCGUCAUUUACAGUUCAAUCGUUGAGAGUUUUGGGGUUACCAGGACCAAUUCUUCUGCAUUUGAUCAUGUUAGUACUCCUGGUGAGCUCUGUUUAACUGAUCUUCCAUUCGAGGUGCUUCGAACCAUAGCCGGUUACUUGGAUGGAUUCAGUAUGUGUCACCUGUCGGUUACGUGCCAACUUCUUCGCGAGGUAGCUCGCUCUCUACUUUACAACCGUGGUCUGGUUACUGCUCAUUGGCAAAAAUCCCAGCAAGGAGGUUGGCAUAUUACACAUCAUCGGUGGUCUUUCAGCACUUCUUUCAGCCCUGUAGAACGUUGGGGAUUUGAAAGCAGCUCACAUAUCAGCAACCACCUGAAGGACUGUCGCUACAAUAUUAAAUCUUCGUAUGUCUUUCCUAAUCGCGUUGCCUUACCAGGAUUUACGGAGACCAUCCCUUCCGAGACUCCGAAUUGAUCAACGGUAGAUGUUUCAAAUAUUUAAAAUACGCUAGUUAUUUUCGCCAUCUCCUCGCCUUAGUCCACAUUAUUACUCAUUGGGCGGCAGUUAAAUUUCAAUAGAUAUUAUAAUUUUGUUCGAAAAAAUAUUAUUGUUCAAUUUCGGAAGAAGGAAGCGAUCAGAUUUAUGUUUAGAAAAUUUACAAUAUCUAUGUGAACCUUGAGAACUAAUUUUGGUGUGUGCGGUAGCCAGGUGAUGUAAGGAAGCCGUAAGAAUUAUACGUUGCUACGGGUUCUUUUGGACGAGCAGUGUAAGAUUCAUUUUCAGCUGCCUUUAGAUAUUGGAAUUCCGGUAAAUUUUCGGGUGCCUCAGUAAUAAUUGUGUCUCUUUCCGAUUCUUGCGCUUCUUGUUGGCCACGUUGGCUGCCUCGGUAAACGUACGGUGAGGUGGACUUGAUUUGAGAAACGAUGAACUCGUUAGACGUUUUUGUAGUUUCCUUUUGUUUAGGAGGAAUUUUUGUCUUUGGUUGAUCAGUUUUUUCUUUGAUGGUCACAGUGCGAACGUUUCCAGUUCCUUUUUCAAGAUCUAAGUUGUAGAAAUGGAAUGUACUAUGUAAAAUCUUAAGUGACAUAGUAUUUUAUUCCAGAUUAUUUACUCUUCGUUGGGUCCCCAAUUUGGGUAGAUGAUGUGCUAGCGGUGUAUUUGCCAGAUGCUGUGUGAGCAGCGGUGGCAUGUUCGAAGUUUCGUUUUAUUUCUUCCGUUUUAAUGAUCUGGUCAUCGGCAAACUUGAACGCUGUUGUAAUAACAUCCACUUGGUUCUUUCCGACAUCACUUGAAGAAGGGCUGUUUGAUGGCGUGUCCACUGAGAAAGAUUCAUCUAUUCUAGGCAAUCCAUUCUGGCUGGCAAAAGCUGGUUAAAAAUAACGACUUGCUCAUUUUUUCUUUUUUUUUUUUAAGUUAUGACAAUGUGAUUCACUUGAAAAUUAUUUGUAAAUUACCAACUGAUAAAUUGUUGAUGUUUGUACUAAACUGAGGUGGAAACUGAACGACAUCGGACAGGGAAGUGCGAGUAGGUAAAUCAAAUUUAAUGCUGGUUUCUACUGGACUAAUAUCGAAAAGGUCCUUUCUUCCAUUAUCUGCACCUGUGCGUUUGGAGAUAAAUUGAAAUUUCCUCCACUAAUUUUUUUUUUUCGCUUCCUGCUGUCGUCUUAAAUCGUCAUGCUGUCGCAUCGUUUUGGGUAAGAAUAGGUCUUUGUGAAAUUUAAUUUUUUUUUUACAGAGGAAACAUGUUUGCAUUCGUGUUAGCAAGUGAAUUUGUGAUUUUAAAAUGUGAAAAACACCUCAUCCCAGUCAAUUCCCAGUGUCUUUAUGUCAAAUAGCAAAUAAGUGAAGACUAUCUACCAGUGCUAGUGCUUCCGCUGAAUGUUUCUGUAGAUCCACUAAGGGAGGGAUCAAAUGGAACUUGAUCUACGUUGGGAAUCACAACCCCGAAUCGUGCUGCAAUUGGGUCGAUCUCUACUAAACUAGAUGACGACGGUUUUUGGUCAUUGUUUGCAUGGUGCCCAAAAUCACCAAACGCUGAAAAAUCUGAUAUAUAUGUUGAAUAACUUCCUCUUUGGCCACCGCCGUUGCCACCUGUAUGUAUUCCUAUUUUCGAUAAAGGGAAAUUUUUUUGUAUGUUCUAGAUUUUGCAUGGAAGUAAAGACUUAUCGGAUGUACCUGUCCCAAGUAAUAAAUCGGCAGGCUUGAUUCCAUCGCUUAUUCCACUGCCUCCGAAACUAUCCGAAAACAGGUCGCCUUUGUUCUCCCCAAAGAAAUUUUCCGAAGCCGAAAACUGGCUAAAUCCGGGAGGAACUGCUACUCCAUAAAUUGCUGCAGCCAAACUGCUUGCUUGCGGCCCUGAUCCAUCACCAUUUGGAUAGAUAAGUCCUCCAUUUUGUAAGUACCCCGAGUUUAAUCCUCUGCCAAGUGUUCCGAAGGAAAUCUAAUGUUCGAUCCGGGACAUUUAGACAAGUUAAAAAAAAUAGUGUUGUAAUAUUUACCUGUGAAAGUGAUGGUAUAAUGACUAGAAAAAUUGGGAAAAGCACUUGAAACAGAGCCCGAUUCAUUGUAAUGGUUUUUUCUAUGGGCAUUGGCCGAUUGAAAAGCUAUUACAAGCUACCGCUAGCUAUGAUAAACUGAGCCCAAAAUGAAAUUACGCACUUGCAUUUAUAAUUAUGUCUUAAUACGCAUGAGUAACUUUGACUGAUGCUUCACCGGACUACUUUUCAUUUUCAAUGUGACUACAAUAGAGUUUACGGUGAUGAACCGUUCACUGUUGGACGUUUUAAAUGAUCGGCCCGUCAAGCAGUUUGUCAAAAGCUACAAAUUAGAAGUGGGGCGAUUUCCAAAACUGUCCCAUUUGUCUUAUUAACAAGAUGUGCAAAUCUUCUGAUAAAUUUUAGUAGCUUUCUCAUCUUUGAUCUAAACCGUAACGAAACUUUCUCUUCCCAGAAUGAAGGCGAGCUGACGAGAAAAACAAAAAUUGUAUUGUGGGACAAAUAAAUCUUCAGAAAAGUAGAAUAGAAGCAAAACUGAUGGUAGGCAUCAAGUAAUCAAACGUCAGUGAGUCGUUUCCUCGAUUAAGAUUCAACAAGCUCGUCGGUCCUAUCAUUAAAUGAAGAUAGAUCUGCAUGGUUAUCUGCAAAAAAUCAAGCGAUCAAAUUUACAGAAUGUACGCAUCGUCAUAAAUAAAAUCAAAUUGAAAUUUGAAGUAAAAAAGGGGUGCGCCUGGCAGGAAGGAUACAAGAUGGGUUCCAACCAAAGGUAAUUAAUAAAUGGCGUGCUACGCCGUAGUACUAGUAGUAAUUACAAGUACGCAGUAGUAUAUUAAAACUGACAAGGUUUCGCAUAAUUGUGAAACCAUAGAUUAACAAUGGCGUUGUUGCAUGUUGUUGAUCUUUCGCUUUCAGACAUCAUCUGAGUAAUAAUUACGCUUAACGAUUUUGACAGUACAACUUUAGGCUGCAGAAAAUCUGCGUACUUUAAUUCCUCUAGAGUGAAUUGUCGCUUCGACGAUCUGGACGAUUCUCCUUUUUUAUCCAUGUAGAUAUGUUGUGUCUGCUCUCUCCUUUCCCCUUGUUCUUCCUUUACCAAACCUCUUCUUUUGGAUAGAUUAGUUGGGUACUCUUCAUCUUCUUCAUUGAAGUUGCGUGCAAUUCUCCUUUUUCUUGGAGUGGAGGUCUUCCCACGAAUGGCUAGCUUGGUUCCGCUUUCUCCAUCGAUAUCAGAUAUCUUCAUAAUUAUGGUAAGGGAAACGAUGCUAGCUCUUUCUGGGGGUGACAUUUAAAGGUGUGGAAAUGUAAAAAUUCAGAUUUCCGGAACACCUGUAAAAUUCGAUUUAAAAUGAAAUCAUUAUUCAGAACAACAAGAACAAGAUAUUGAUAAAAACACAACCUUUCCACAAUUAUUGCAUGGAAAUGUUCUUCCGUUAGAAUGACUCGUUAUAUGCCUCUUCAAUGUGCCGUUUGACGUAAAUUUCUUAAAAAUAAAAAGUGCAACUGGUAAGCAACAA
This is a messenger RNA of Daphnia pulex (common water flea), 5311 nucleotides long. RefSeq names its product F-box only protein 30-like. The record is from RefSeq and is a predicted model, not a curated record. The coding region runs from base 157 to 1776 and encodes 539 amino acids. Lineage: Eukaryota; Metazoa; Arthropoda; Branchiopoda; Diplostraca; Daphniidae. The transcript is spliced from 9 exons. Gene Ontology annotation, molecular function: protein binding; zinc ion binding; ubiquitin protein ligase activity.